This is a messenger RNA of Tarenaya hassleriana, 798 nucleotides long. RefSeq lists its product as uncharacterized. NCBI's taxonomy places the organism in Eukaryota, Viridiplantae, Streptophyta, Magnoliopsida, Brassicales, Cleomaceae. Gene Ontology annotation, cellular component: chloroplast thylakoid membrane. The record is from RefSeq and is a predicted model, not a curated record. Gene Ontology annotation, biological process: thylakoid membrane organization. The transcript is spliced from 3 exons. The coding region runs from base 53 to 631 and encodes 192 amino acids.
GCGCACGGUUUUGGAGGAAGAAGAACCAUUUUCAAGAAGGUAAAAGCGCAAAAUGAAGAAUCUUGCGGUGGUUCCAUCUUCUUCGUCAUCGAGUUCUUCUCCAAUCUUAUCUUCUUUCGCACGACAAACCAAGACCCGUCAAAUUUCGGGUUUUCCCGCUCGGGUGAGUUCGUCGAAUGCCAAGCUCGAGUUUCGCGGGGUACGGUUGAAUGGGGAAGCUCAAAGAAGCAGUUUGAGGUGUGAGUGCAGUAGCAACAGACCCGGAAUUGGAGUCUCAGAUGGCAAUGAAAGGAGAUCUGUGAUAGAUGCCUUCUUCUUGGGGAAGGCAUUAGCAGAAGUUAUCAACGAGAGGAUCGAGUCCACAGUCGGGGAAGUCCUGAGCUCGAUAGGAAGAUUUCAAGCUGAGCAACAGAAGCAAGUUCAUGAGAUUCAGGAAGAGGUGCUCGAAAGAGCCAAGAGAGCGAAAGAAAAAGCGGCCCGAGAAGCCAUGGAAGCACAAGAAGCCGUUCCUCCCAAGCCCGCAACCAUAAACCAGGCACAAGCUUCUUCUUCCGCUGCUGCUGCUGCUGCUGCUGACAGCAAUGGCGUAAGCUCAGUAACUCCAUACUCCACCGAUACCGCAAAUCCGUGAUCUUUUUCGGGACAGUCGUUAGAGAUGUCCUCCGGGAUGAAAUCUUGGAUUUGAAACGAGACAUAAUAUGUACUGGUACAUCGUACAUGUAUUUGUGUUCCAUCAAGGGCCAAGGCCUGAGGAAAACAUUGGCAUUCGUGAGAUAUUCGUUCUCUAAACGAAGAUUA